Varanus komodoensis (Komodo dragon) is the source of this 1916-nucleotide messenger RNA. It is a transcript of the gene SNX31, whose product is annotated as sorting nexin 31. The transcript has 14 exons. Gene Ontology annotation, cellular component: early endosome. Gene Ontology annotation, biological process: intracellular protein transport. Gene Ontology annotation, molecular function: phosphatidylinositol binding. NCBI's taxonomy places the organism in Eukaryota, Metazoa, Chordata, Lepidosauria, Squamata, Varanidae. The record is from RefSeq and is a predicted model, not a curated record. The coding region runs from base 1 to 1311 and encodes 436 amino acids.
AUGAAGAUGCACUUCAGUAUCCCUCUUUCCGAAGAGUUGCUGGAGAAGUUUGGCGGCCGCUACGUGCUGUAUUCUGUGUACUUGGAAGGCUUCCUUUUCUGCAAGGUGCGUUACAGUCAAUUGCACCGUUGGAAUGAACAGUUACGGCGGGUUUUUGGCAAAGAUGUGCCAUCAUUUCCUCCAAAAUUCUACCUUGCAAUGACAAAGUCAAUGGCUGAUGAAAGGAGAGCUCAGCUAGAACAAUAUCUACAGAAUGUUUCAAUUGCACCAAGUAUUACAAACAGUGACAUCUUUAUUAGUUUCUUUAGGAAAUUACAACAGGAUACAUUUAAAAUCUCAACCCAGCAAGCCUUUCUGGAUGUUUACCUUGCUGAUGGAAGGUAUCUCAGAAUUGAUAUUCAGACCUCAGAUACUGCUGAAAGAGUGCUAGAGGUUGUAUCAUACAAGAUUGAGCUUUCAAGAGAACUAAUAGGAUAUUUCAGCUUAUUCCUUAUUCAGGAUCACAACAAUGGAGAACUGUCUGUAUUGAAAAAGCUGGCAGAAUUUGAACUUCCCUAUGUGAGUCUUCAGAGUAUGAAAGAAUUACCUUGCAAGAUUGGGAUCAGAAAAUGGUACAUGGAUCCUUCUCUUGAUAAAAUGCUUAUGGGUUGUAGAACUUCAGUGAAUUUACUUUAUAUGCAGGUGGUACAGGAAAUAGAGAAAAACUGGAUCAAGCUUACUGAUGAACGGAUGCAGAAACUUCAAAUGCUGCAAAAAGCACCAAACAAAAUGAAGUUUUUAGAGCUGGUUCGUGAAGUCCAACAUUAUGGAUAUAUACAGCUUGAUCCUUGUGCCUGCGACUACCCUGAAGUAGGCUGCACUGCUGCUAUUCACGUGGGAAAUAAUGAGAUUAGCUGCGGCAUAAAGUUGCCUAAUAGCCAGAUCCAGGAGGUCAGCUUCAAGAUCAACAGGGUGAGGUGCUGGCAGGUCACAUUUCUAGGAUCUGUUGCAGGCCACGGACUUGACCAGUUCUUGGAGCUCAGGUUUGAGUAUAAUGAUUCUGACACAUGGAGAUGGAUUGCUUUUAACACAAAGCAGGCAUUCCUCCUAAGCAGUUGCUUGAAAAAGAUAAUAUCAGAGCAGCUGAUGACAACAAGUAAAGGAGACCAAGAAAUGCAAAUUGAGCUUCUUGAACCAGAUAAGCCUAAGAAACCAAGCAUCCAUCCAAGUCAGAUAUUUCAUUCUGGUUUUAAGGCAAGAAAAAAGAUAUCAGCAAGUAAAUCAAAUGAGGAUGACUGUGUGUUUGAGAAAAUAAGUGAAGAAGAUUUGUGAUCAGCACUUCAGCUGCUGCUUUUGGGGAUGUUAAAAUAAGAAACAGAAAACAGUAAUUACAUUUGUCCUCUGCUUUAAUAACAAUCUUAAUUCUCUAACUCCUUAAUGUAUAAAACAUCAGUCAGCCACUACUGGGAGCCCUAAUUUACUACAACUGGAAGGAGUUCUGUAAAUAUUGUGCACAUAGACUUGGUUUUAUUUAUUUUUAAGUAUAGGAACUUAAAAAUGGAAAACACAUCACUUGUCUUGGAUCGACAUACAGACUUUUUGUCUACUGAAAUUGCUGGAGGAAAUGUGGCUUUAAAGGGCCAUUGUCUGCUUCACUGCUUUUCUGUUCCAUGGAACAUACAUUCCCAGCCACAUUACACACUGCCCUCAAUCUUGGUGAAGUCUUCCUAUGCAUAGAGUACAAAGUUUACUCAUGAACCUACAUUUCAGUCAGAACUGAACUCAGACAGAAGGAUUUAUUUGUAGGACUUUUUCCACUGUUCUGUAGUUCCUUGUAGAAUCUGUUAAAUGUAGAUUUUCAUUCCACAUGUGUUUGAUCAUUUUCCCCUUCUUUCCCCAGUCUUGCACUUGCUACUGGAAUAGAUUACCCUCAGGAC